AUGAAAGGAGGAUAUGAAGUGGUUCAUGGGGCUGUUGAUACUAUGGCACCUAAUGAACCAUGGGAUUAUGCCGUUUUAGGGUUUCAAUCAGCCACAGUAAACCCUAACGCCAUGGCAAAGCCUGCAAUGGAGAGAAAUGAACUCUCUGAGUGGGUUGAACAUAUUACAAAGCAACUUAUAGAUGACAUGCCUGAAAUGACAAGUGAAAGCAUGCAAAACGACAGUAGAAUGUUAUGUGAUCAAGAAAAUAGUAGCUUCUUAAUGGGUAAUAAUGGUCUUGAUCAAUUUAGACCAAGAAAAUCCAUAAGGAGAAGUCAUUUUGAUCAAGAAAAUCAGUUCCACUGUAACAAUAUUAGUAAUGAGCAUGAAAAUACUAAUGGAGGAGGAGGGUUGACUAGGGUUGAUGAGCAAGGGUUAAACCUAAUUACCCUUCUUUUAGAAUGUGCAGUAGCUAUUUCAGUUGAUAAUCUUGGUGAAGCUCACAGAAUGUUACUUGAGCUAACCCAAAUGGCUUCUCCAUAUGGUCCUUCUUGUGCUGAAAGAGUUGUAGCUUAUUUUGCUAAAGCAAUGUCCAGUAGGGUUAUAAAUUCUUGGCUAGGCAUUUGCUCUCCUUUGAUUAAUCACAGAAAUGUCCACUCUUCUUUUCAAAUCUUUAACAAUAUCUCUCCUUUCAUCAAAUUCGCUCAUUUCACUUCCAAUCAAGCAAUUCUUGAAGCUUUCCAGCGCCGCGAUAGGGUUCACAUAAUUGAUCUUGAUAUUAUGCAAGGUCUGCAAUGGCCUGCCUUAUUUCACAUUCUUGCUACAAGAAUUGAAGGUCCUCCACAUGUCCGAAUGACCGGUUUGGGUACUUCAAUGGAAGUCUUAAUAGAGACAGGAAAACAACUCUCCAAUUUUGCUAAAAGACUUGGAAUGUCAUUUGAGUUCCACCCAAUUGCAAAAAAAUUUGGAGAAAUUGAUCUAUCAAUGGUGCAAUUAAGAAGAGGAGAAACCCUAGCUGUGCAUUGGCUACAACAUUCACUAUAUGAUGCAACUGGACCAGAUUGGAAAACAAUGAGACUUUUUGAAGAAUUAUCACCGAAAGUAAUCACAUUAGUAGAACAAGAAAUCUCUCAUGGUGGGUCUUUCUUGGAUCGAUUUGUCGGUUCCCUUCAUUACUACUCAACAAUAUUUGAUUCACUAGGUGCAUUUCUGGGCAGUGAAGAUAACAGUAGGUACAGAGUUGAGAGUUGUCUUCUUUACAGAGAAAUUAAUAAUAUAUUAGCAAUAGGAGGGCCUGCAAGAAGUGGGGAAGAUAAGUUAAGGCAUUGGAGAAGUGAAAUCGCAAGAAGAAAUAGUUCAUUUAUGCAAGUUCCUAUGAGUGGAAAUUCUAUGGCUCAAGCACAACUUAUAUUGAAUAUGUUUCCUCCUGCUCAUGGCUAUAGUCUUGUUCAAGGAGAUGGGACUUUGAAGCUUGGAUGGAAAGAUACUAGUUUGUUCACUGCUUCUGCUUGGACUUCACUUCAUUCUUGA
Messenger RNA from Jatropha curcas, 1509 nucleotides. RefSeq names its product scarecrow-like protein 23. NCBI's taxonomy places the organism in Eukaryota, Viridiplantae, Streptophyta, Magnoliopsida, Malpighiales, Euphorbiaceae. The record is from RefSeq and is a predicted model, not a curated record.